AUGCUGAACACACAGCUCCUGCUGAACUGGGCUCUUGGUGCAGCUCUUGUCUACCUACAACGAGCAACUCUUAGUUCCCUUGCGAAUUGGGUCCACUCUGCUCUACAGGCACAUGUAACUCCGACAACCUGCGUAUUGGCAGUAUAUGGCGCCGCAAUCUUGUACAUACUAGCUCUCCUUCGUGUCCUAUUCAUCAGGCUCGCAAGAAUGAAGGCAAAUGGAAGGAAGAAGAUCAAAGGAUCACAGGUAAGACUGUACUAUGAUGAGAAAGGGAAUCCAAAAGGACGAGUAAUCGAAGAUAUCGAGCUGUCUCUUGUCCCGAGAGCGCCUCCAACCAGAGACCCGCCUGUAAAUUCAAUGGUACCGUCUGCACUCGGAAGCCCCAAGGGUCCAACGCGCACUGCACCGCUCAACGACGCUGGCACCUUUGAGUUGGUUUCUUUGCAUGUGUGGGACGGCUUCCCCAAUGGUCGUUUCCGCAGUGAUUUCACGGCCGAACAUGUCAAGCUCACAAACGAGCUUGUGUGUUAUUGGGCGAGUGACAAGCUUCGGGGCCACAAGGGCACCCGGAAAGCCAAAGACUCACGCAAAGGGCUGGAGCGCCGCUACGUGUGUGCCGGAGUAAUCACCUGUACCAGCCCCACAUGUGCUAUUUCGAUUGCGCCAAGCGACGAUAUAAGCCCCCAACUCCAAGUCUUGUGCGAGUGUGGAGCGGCUCUUCAUCAUCUCAGAUGUCCAAUCGAAUGGUCUACAACAAUCUACCAAGCAGGCGCCAUUUUUUCGAACUCGGGGAUUCAUUUGCAUGGUCGAUACACUCAUACCUUGCUUCCAGACCGGCGGAAGGCAUUGAAACUUCGAGAGCUUGUCGUCAAGCCGCCGAUACAGCUACAGGUAGGCGCUGGGCAAUCAGAGAGCUCAUCAGGCGAGGAGUUCCAGUUCGAGUUGUCCAACGGUGAACGAGACAGUGGCGACGGACAUGCAACGGAGGACAUGGAAUCCGAUGGGGAUGCACACAUGAAUGCGGCCCUGGCAGACUCUAAUGAUGAAAUGGCACUUGAUCCGGACGCAGAUAAGGCAGUGUAA
Messenger RNA from Mycena indigotica, 1083 nucleotides. RefSeq lists its product as uncharacterized. The record is from RefSeq and is a predicted model, not a curated record. Bases 1 to 1083 code for a protein of 360 amino acids. The transcript is spliced from 4 exons. Lineage: Eukaryota; Fungi; Basidiomycota; Agaricomycetes; Agaricales; Mycenaceae.